Messenger RNA from Dama dama (fallow deer), 501 nucleotides. It is a transcript of the gene CSN1S1, whose product is annotated as casein alpha s1. Gene Ontology annotation, biological process: response to dehydroepiandrosterone; response to estradiol; response to progesterone. The record is from RefSeq and is a predicted model, not a curated record. NCBI's taxonomy places the organism in Eukaryota, Metazoa, Chordata, Mammalia, Artiodactyla, Cervidae. The coding region runs from base 1 to 501 and encodes 166 amino acids. Gene Ontology annotation, cellular component: extracellular region. The transcript has 11 exons.
AUGCAGAUCUUGACAACCAUGAAACUUCUCAUCCUUACCUGUCUUGUGGCUGUUGCUCUUGCCAGGCCUGAAGUCCUCAAUGAAAAUUUACUCAGGCUUUUUGUGGCGCCUUUUCCAGAAGUGUUUGGAAAGCAAGUGGAAUCUGGAAGCAGUUCAUCAAGUGAGCAGAAACAGGUUCAAAAGGAAGAUGUGCCCUCUGAGCGUUACCUGGGUUAUCUGGAACAACUUCACAGUAUGAAAGAGGGAAGCCAUGCCCAACAGAAAAAGCCUAUGAAAGGAGUGAGUCAGGAACUGGCCUACUUCUACCCUCAGCUUUUCAGACAAUUCUACCAGCUGGAUGCCUAUCCUUCUGGUGCCUGGUAUUACAUUCCACUAGGCAUCCAAUACACUGAUGCCCCAUCACUCUCUGACAUCCCUAACCCCAUUGGCUCCGAGAACAGUGGAAAGACUACUAUGCCACUGUGGUGCGUCAACAGUAACGUGGCUGAGAACCUUGGGUGA